Molecule: messenger RNA, 5421 nt
Organism: Pelmatolapia mariae (spotted tilapia)
Lineage: Eukaryota; Metazoa; Chordata; Actinopteri; Cichliformes; Cichlidae
Product: RNA exonuclease 5-like
Exons: 18
Coding region: 97-2358 (753 amino acids)
Cellular component (GO): nucleus
Molecular function (GO): exonuclease activity; RNA binding
Source: RefSeq, a predicted model, not a curated record
UACAAGACAAAACUAGCAACACAUGCUUUAGCCAUGUGUUACUAACUGAAGACAUUGGUAGAAACAUAUAAUUUUGGACCAAACCGGACCUAUGGCAUGUGUGUAAAUAUAAUUAGCUGGAACAUGGAGUCUUCCACAGUUGCAGAGUGCAAAGCAAAGAAAAGGAAAAACAGCACCCACACAGCUCAGGGGGAGGCUAAGAGAUUCAAAACUGAGCAGCGAGAUGAUGAGGUGCUGCAGCGUGGACCUGCCUGUUGCUUGCCAAGGGUUUCGGUAUUGCCUGACCGCCUUCAGCAACCGAUCGCCUUGAAUGAACUGACAGAGCUGCUGCAGUAUGCUGCUCUCGGGAAAACAGGUGGCAUCAAAAAGCCCAGUUGGUGCCGUCUCCGCCAUCACAGAAAAGUUAAAGGUGUAAAUGUUGUGAUUGUGGAGGACCUGACGCAGAAUCACUUUUACAAACACUACCUCGGUCUGCAGCACCUCAGGACCAGCUACACCUCUAGGGUCACCUUCACGCCAUCAUCUGUAGAUGUAGUAUCUGGAAUCUUUUCCAGUCAAGUUCCCAAACAGGACGGUUUGUCUGUCUCCAAACCAGAUGAGGAACUGCAGGAAGCGAUGAAGAACCACCCAAUCAUCACUGUGUUUGGGACCGAGAGGAGAGGACUAACAGCAUAUGUUCUCACAGAGAAGGAGAUGAUCAAGAAUAACUACCCCGUUAAAGGAAUGCCUGGCUUUGAGGAAUUUGUGUGCACAAACUGCACUGACUGUGUGACUGACAGCAGCCCCCUCUUUGGAAUCGACUGUGAAAUGUGUGUAACAGAAGAUGGCAAAGAGCUAACUCGUGUUUCUCUGGUGGACGGUGAUGGGAAGUGUUUAAUGGAUGAGCUGGUGAAACCUCCGAACCACAUUCUCAACUACUGUACCAAAUUCUCUGGUAUCACACCUGCGAUGUUGCAACCAAUAACAACGACUCUGCAGGAUGUUCAAGAAAUGCUUAUUAGGAUUUUGCCACAUGAGGCAGUUCUGGUGGGCCAUUCUCUUGAACAUGACCUCAUAGCUUUGAAACUCAUCCACAAGCAUGUAAUUGACACGUCAUUGCUGUACAAGAGGGAGUGUGGGCGGAGGUUUAAGCUCAAGUUUCUGACUGGGAUCAUACUGAAGAGGAAAAUACAAACAGAAGAUAUGUUGGGUCAUCAUCCAACUGAGGAUGCUCUGGCAGCCCUGGAGCUGGCCCAGUACUUUAUCAAAACAGGACCUCGCCAGGUUUUAGAGAUUCACUGGAAGGCGCUGUGGAGAGAAACAAGAGAGGAGCCCUCAGAGAGUCACAGGUUUUCUGACGUGCUACACGCACUUGGACAUUCAGUAGCCUUUUUAGGAAAAGAUUCCAGUCACAAGCAGUGUAACUCAGACAAAGAGGUGCUUAAAUCUUUCCGAAAUCUGAAAACGCAGCCGUUCUUCUCCGUCCUUCAGUUUUCCACCUUGUCAAACCAUUUGAAGAGUUACUUCCCUCAUCAGGAGCGGCACCAUCAGAUGACUUGCUCAAGACUUCAGGACAUGUGUGUAGUGUUAGCUGGGCCGUUCCCCACAGGCUUCUCUGAUGGAGACGUGAAGCAGCUGUUUAGUUUCUGCGGAGCCGUUCGAAAAGUCAAGAUGUUGAACACAGUGGUCAGGGUUCACGCAAAGAUUGAGUUUGAGUUGCUGGAGGGAGCGAUGCUGGCGGUAAAAACUCUGAAUGGCCUUAAUGUGCUCGGGCAGACUAUAAAGGUACAGAGGCCGGUGUGUGAGUCAGUGCUAGAUCUGGAUGUGACUCUUGAAGCACUGAUGGGUGACGCUCUGAAUGCCCGUCACCUCUACGCUGUUAAAAUGAACCACAGUAUGGCUGAGUGCAUCAGCACUUCCACAAAAGUUAAUGGGCAUGUGUCAGAUGCUGAACGCUUAGAUGUCACUCCUGUGAAAACAGUAAACGGGCUACCUCCAGCUAAAAUAAACAAAUGGUUGCAUCUCAAUACCUCUAAAUCUGAACUGUGUGAGGAGUCAGUCAGAGAGACAUUUGGCCACUUUGGCACAGUGAAGAGAGUCAUCCUAUCUGCCAAGCCUAAAGAAUCCACAGGAUAUGCACACAUAGUGUUUGUGAAUUCAGAGGACAGACGCGCAGCGCUCAACUCUACUGAGGAUCUGUGGAAGAAGAACUACCUCAUCUGUCCAUCGCUGACGCCGGUCCAUUUGCCUUCAUGGGUUGGAGCAGAAAAUAAGGAGACAACCCACAGGCACAGCAGCGCUCAGAAUUGUUGUCUAAAGGCGAAGAAAGAUGCCCAACGGAUUUACUUUACCAAAUUGACCAUCCCAGCCUUGCCGUAAUGGUCCAUUUGAUUCACCUUUUAUUAUUUAUUUUAUUUUCAUUAGCUGAAUCCGGGACAGACUUGAUUGGGGGAAAGAAAGGGGAGAAAGAAAAACAACUGAGAAGAGGGACGGGGAAAAAGGGCAAAAAACAAAAACCAACAGAAUAAGCAGACAAAAAAUACAUAUAUCGAUCACCUGGAUCACCUGUUGAGAAAGAAAAAAGAAAACAAGCAGAAGAAAACGAGAGCAACAUAAUAAACAACAUCACAAUGAUAUAUGGGAAUAUGACAGUAAAUACUAAAUAUUAAACAUUAUUGUGCAGCACGUAAGAUCGACAGCGCACAGUGUGCUUUGAGGUAGGAGCCAAAAAGGGUGUAGUUUGUGUGUGUGAGCACCCGUGUGUACACCUGUGAGCAUGGACGCGCUUGUUUUUAAAAGGUUCCUUCAUGUAAUGAUCUGCUAGAGGGUGUGGGGGGCCACUGCCCCGUCCUCCAGGGCAUGAAGCAGGUAUGGAGGAGAUCAAGACUCCAGACAUCCAGAGGCCCUCAGAACACAAGAGACCAAGGAAGACCAACAGAGGGGCAGCCGCGCCACUAUCCCAGAAAGAGCUGAGGAGAGUCCCAGAUGAGGGGUCACUCAGCAGCCGCAGAGCAGAAGCCAGGGGGGGUUGCAGUGACGUGCCCGUGAGCUCCGCCGGCAGCCAGCUGUGCCUGAGUGACCGAGCCCCAGGCCGAGAGGCCGAGGGUACCCCACCCCCGAAGUGGCCCGAGCGAGCCCCAGGCUCCAGGCCCCGAUAAGCAGCUGCCAAGGAGUGAGCUGGUGUGUACCUGGGCGCCCAUCCCCGGACACAAAGAACCACCAACACACUGAUGUCUGAGGGCGUCCGCCACCGGCAGGGGAAGUGGUGGGGGGAGAUAGGCCUCCAAACCUUGGAGGACCUGAGAUGUCCCCAGAGAGGUGGCGUCUGAUACCCAACCUGACAUAUAAACACAGACAUACAGGCACACACAGAUACAAACAUCCAUUCCCACCCUCAUGCUCUCAUAGGCAAUUACUCCACACUCAACCAACGUGGAGACAGACAUAAAGAGACGCUGUACACACAAUCACACUCCCCAAGCGUACUCUAAGAACCGGGUCUAGGUACCCUUGCCCCUGGAGGGGGAAACUGCACCCAAACCUAGGUGGUGUUACCCUUUUCCCUGCGGUGGGGAGAAGCAGACCCACCCGACUCCGCAGCAGCAGGGAGGCCCCACACCCCAGACCCCAGUCGGACGGCCAACUCCUCCUCCUAGCCCCCCCGCUCCAGCAGGCCGCAGAGAACGGGGGUGUGAGAAGACUCCAAACCUCCCUCUACCCGCUCAUAUGUAGUGUUGAUGUAUGUGUGUUCUAAGGUGCAUUUAAAACCCAGGAGGGCAUGGAGCUACCUGCCAGAGAGCAGCAGGUAAGCGCAUAGCCCCUCCUGAUAGCCCUCAAUGUCUACGUGUAUUUAAAAUUGAGAGGUGGGCAACGACGCCAGGGGUGCGGUGUACACCCUGAUGGUAAUUUGGAUUCCGUGUAGCCUGCCCACCCCCAAGAUCCUAUAUGUAUGUGUAAUGAGAGUGUGAGUAAUGUGAAUGUCUAAGUUGUGGGAUAAAAUUGAGGUGGAGGCAGCCAGAAGGGGACAGAGGGGGGGGAUGCCUCCUCUGCACCCUGGUGACACAUCCCUACCCCAAGGCCCUGCAUGUGUGGGUGAUUGUGGUGGAGCGGGAAGAGGGAGGCAAAAUAAUUCUCAUCUUUUAUGAACCAUUUGAAUUUUCUUUCUAGCCAAAAAUGGUUGAGAGGGGAAGCCAAUCAAAAAGCAGGCUGACCUGAAAGUGAGGGGAGUUAAAACGACCUUUUUUCAGAAAGCGCAUGAACUCAGGGCCUGCUAACAGGGCAGAGCUACUCCAGUCAAGUCAAGCAUAAAAAUAUUGAUCUGGAAAUGUGCACAAAAAAGUCUCAUUUGAAAUGUUUUUUUUUCUCCAAGGUUCUGAAUUCAAUACUGUUGUUUUCUUAGAACAAGUAUUUCAACCAUCCUGGGUCAUAACACAGUUCUGCUGUGUCAUCCUAUAAAAAUCCAAAAUAAAAAGGGAAAAAAGAAAGGCUACACCAAGAAGAAACAUCACACACAGAUGACUUCACUAAUUAAGAAUAUUACCAACAAUAUAAUAUAGUAAAGUCUUACAGAAGAAUUUGAGUCUCUGUUAGUUACUUUUAUUCUUUCCUAUCUGCACACUUUCUGAACGUGUGGUCAGGUUUUAUUGAGUCGAAAUGUGACUAGUAAUUAAUUGUGCAAAAUCAAACUGAUCCUAGAAUUCAGACAGCAUGUCAGCACCACAAAAGAGAAAAAAGAAAACAAGGCAUGAAAUCUAAAUAACUCUGUAGACCGCAGGGAUAAAACUGCAGCCUUGAGCUCACAGUAUAUCAGGGUUACUCUGAGCAGAGGCCAAGUGACAGCCCCACUGGAGUUUGUUAAAUUGGAUUUAAGAGUACGAGAAAUAGAAAGCUGGAUAGUGCUGGGACCAUGAUUAUCUUUAGAUGCUUAGCUGGCACGAUCUUACAAAUACAGAUCCCCAUGGUGAGUGUGAUAAGCUGCUGUGUUUAAUGAAUGGAGUCAUAGUAUGAUGGAUGUCAUCAUGUGGUUUCAGGAUAUCUCCGUGUGAUUGGUUGAUAUAGAUAAUGCUGCAUUGUGUUUUUUUCUUUUAUAAGAAUCCAAUCUCAGCAUGUUCCUGUAAUAGUUAUGCUGCAAUAUGUUUGUGCAGAUGACUGCGCCUGGCUCUGCUGGAGGUUUCUUCCUGUUAAAAGGGAGUUUUUCCUUCCCACUGUCGCCAAGGAGCUUGCUCAUAGGGGAAUCAUAUGAUUGUUGGGGUUUUCUUGCAAUAAAAAGCACUUUGAGGCAACUCUUGUUGUGAUUUGGAGCUAUAAAAAUAAAAUUGAAUUCAAUUAGGACAGCUAAAAGCAUCUUUGGUAAUUAGAUUUUUCAGAAUAUUAUUGAUGUACAGAACAUGUAUAAUGAUGACUCUUAUGUUUCAUAUGCGUAGGAACAGCAAAUAGAUGUCG